Messenger RNA from Penicillium digitatum Pd1, 1089 nucleotides. RefSeq names its product F-box domain protein. The record is from RefSeq and is a predicted model, not a curated record. Lineage: Eukaryota; Fungi; Ascomycota; Eurotiomycetes; Eurotiales; Aspergillaceae.
AUGUCUGUGCCAGCCUCUCCUUUAGAACUUCUCCCCAAUGAGCUUCUAGAUCAGAUUAUCUCCUACUUGUCCACGGAACCCCCGUCAUUUGGACAACUGCAUCAUACACCAAGUCUAAAGAUCACCCGAUCUCCUACAAAAGACCUCAAACAUCUCGAACUGUGCUCACGACGCCUAUCUCAACUUGCGCGACCUCAACUAUUCACUCAUAUCCGGCUCAACCUCCAUGAUGAAUCUAACUUCCACUCGUUCAUGAUCAAAUCGGAUCUCUGUCAAUAUGUGACAUCUCUUGUCGCCAUCGUGGAUGAAACCCCAGAUUGUCAGGUCGACCCAUUUUGGUGGCGUCGAGUCCUCCGCUAUCUAGACCCUCGCCGUAUUCUAGUAGUAGGGCCGCCAGUCUUCAUUGGCAACACUCUAGCUAGCCCGAUCAAUGAUGGACAUCAAUGGGCAUUUGAUAUGCCCCUACAGAUCCUGCUUUUGGAACGGGAGUGCAAAUCCCGUGACUCAUCCCAGCUGCCUGACUUGGCAAAUUGUACUAGUCUUCUGGCAUCACGACUAUGGACAUCGAUGUCUUUUAACGAGUCAUCUUCCCUGAAAGCAUACAACCACUACGAGUACUUCCUUUCCUGUGUCCCAUCGGUUCUUACAGAAUGGGGUACAAGUGGCAUACGCGGAUCAACCCGUACGCUUCAACGCCCAAUUGACCUGCCAGCUCUCUUACGUGGCCUUACAUACUUCUCCUACACAGCCGUGUUUCCAUUUUACAAUCACUCGCAAAUUGUACUGGACGCUAUCGUGAGGAUGCGUUGUCUGCGACGCCUUGAUGUACAAUUGGCUCCCCCCCAGGAUAAUCACAUUACCGAGCUUGAACAACGAGGGUCCAUGAAUCCUAACGAUCCAUGGAUGGAACUUGUAACAUCGUAUUCUCUGAUUGGGUAUACUGUGAAUAACCUGCCCUGUUUAAAAGAGUUCAGGUGCGGUGACCUGCAUGUGGAGGCCAUGCGACAGGAUUUGCUAGCUGUCUUGGACGAUGUUAUCGGGGACGGGGGCUGGGUGCAUGAUGGGCGUGGAGUGUGGAGGCGAUCUUGA